CGGCUGCGUGAACCACCCCAUCGCUACUCGCAAAGUGCAUACAAGUUCGGAUAGUGACGUGAGUGAAAAUUAUGUGUGAAAAGUGUUGGUGCUGAGUAAAAUUUACAGAACUGUUACAAUGAAUAUCGUACUGCAAACGAUACGGAUACUAGUCAUUAUACAAGUCAUCAGAUACGCCCGCUGUCAAGAUGGAUAUAGCGAACAAGAUUUACUUCGUCUCCAAGCCAUGGCUUCCAAUGAUGGACAUAUCGAUACUAUUCCCAAUUAUAAUACUAAUGUCAUGCAAAGAGAUCCAAAUAGCCAAUCUAUCAGUUCGCUGAAUGGACAGUACAAUAUGGGGGAUCAAGAAAUGAAUGAAGAAUAUAAUAGAGCUGAUCGUGCCCGAAGUAGAAAAGUGUAUCAUAUAAAAAAUCCAUUCCAGAAUCAAGAUAGUGAGAUGCACGAAGUUAAUACUGAAAUGCAAGACAGCGGCACUGCAGCUAGUAACCAGUAUGCAGCCAUGCAGUAUUCGUUACCGCCUGAAGAAUUUCUUCAACAGAUGAGGGAAAAUCAGUACUAUCAGCAACAGCAGCAAUCUACUCCAGUUCCAAAUUCGGGGUACACUGCAACACCGCAGCCAUCUUAUCAGUAUUCAACGAUUUCUCCUAAUUAUGAUAACAGUAAUCAAGUAUCCAAUCAAAUUCAGCAACUUGAACCCAAAACAUCUCAUAAUCAACCUUAUUAUCAAAAUACAAAUACCUAUCAGUACGGCGGUAAUUCAUAUUUAGAUAGUGUCCAAAGUUCACCAUCUCCUGUUCAUUCUCAAUUAUCAACAUCGGUCCCAAAUAAUCAGUUUGUGGGUACACAGUCUAGUACAUACAUUUCCAGUUCAUCGCCAAUGUAUCUUUCUAGCCCUCCCAAUUUCCAACAUUAUAUUUCUUCUCCAAUGACAGAUAUUCAAAGUGGAUCACCUGAUUACAGUAACAGAGUUUCAACUGUCGCCAGUAAUUCUUAUAAUUAUGAUAACUCCGGAAUCAAAUAUCCUAUUAAUAUACAUCAGCAAUAUCAAAGUGAACAAUCAUAUUCUACUUCGAAUCCUUCUUCAUCGUCUUACUCUAAUUUAAAUCCCGAUUCUUGGCAAAGUUCAAAUACGGCCUCAAAUACUUUGUCAAAGUCUUUACAAGAUAUGUCAUUGACACAAUACCAGAAUUAUCCUUAUAACAACAACCAACAAGAGACAAGAACAAAUUCUGAAAGAACUGAAAAUAUUAAUAGUGAAACGCAUCGUAAUGGUAAUAUGGCAGAAGCCAAUACAAUGUUUUUGAACGUUGUACCGCCAGAAUAUCAAUUAAAUAAUUUAAGAGCUCGUCCUAGGGAUACAGAACAAGAAACAGGCCAAACUUCAAUUUAUUCUCAUGGAGAUUAUGGCUGGAAGCUUUCUAACAAAAAAUCGCCUGAUAGCUAUACACCUGGAAAUUAUGGAAGGUAUCAAUUUCCCUUGCAACCUUCACCAGGUUCAGCUAUAAGUCAAUUCAGUUUCCACAUGGAUACAGGUAAACCUAACACCUAUGAGACAUCCAAGUCUGCGUCUGAAAAUUUAGAUGCACAGGAAUUUGCAAAAGCAGCUGCAAAAGCUCAUGAAAGACAACAACAGCAGCAACAAUUGUACGGCAAUAAUUUACAAAAUAAUUAUAAUAACAAUAAUAUAUUAGGUACUGUUACACCUGGGCCUCUAUAUAAUGAUAAACAAAAUAAUAAAUAUGGGGAGAAUCCAAAUCUAUACGCGUAUAAUAAUUUUCAAACUGAUUUAAUUACUGCUUCGCCUUAUUACUAUGCAAAUUCAAAGGAAAAUAAUAUAGAUGCUAAAACAAAGCAACCAUUUGAUCAUGACAAAGCUUUAAAAAAUAUUGUAUCUAUUGAUGUAUCAAACGUAGUUUCAAAUUCAGAUUCUCAAUCAAAAGCAAUGGCCGUAGCAAAUAAUAAUAACAAUAACAGACAGAAUUUAAUGAAUUACGGAAAAGAUAAUCAGUUGGAGCAAAAUUUAAAACAAUACUACAGAUCUGUCACUGAUGCAUAUUACAAAGAUAAAAACUUAAUUUACGGUUUCAAUAUUAAAACUAAACCAGAAGAUCUUAUAACAAAUGAGAAUAAACAACUAGAUCUUAAUGCGUUUUAUGCUAAACAGCAACAAUUGCAAGAACCCACAUAUAAUCAGGGAAGUGUAUCAGAUAAUAAACGUUAUUUAGAAGCAUCUUCACUUAAUUCACCAAAUAAUAAUUUUCAACAAAACCUUCAAUCUUCUGCAAAUAUCCAACAACAAACUUUACAGCGUCCUUUAAAUAAUCAAAUUACAUCUGAUGUUUCAAAUAUUUUUAAAUUGAAUGAUAUUCCCUAUAGAUUCGCUUCAGGUUUAACUGAAGGUGAUACAUUACGACUUCAUAAUAAUAAUUUCGAACAAUCUGUUAUACCUACAUCUUUGCCAAUGAGAAUAAAUCAAAACGUUGGAAGUCAUCAAUUAGAUGUAGCAACAAGUAUACUUAAUAAAUUAAUUCUAAACAAACAACCUACUGUCAAGCUUAACGGACCUGAACUUGAUUCGCAAGCCGGUGGUUUAUUAUCUACAAUUAAUGGCUUUAAAGUGGCUAACCCAUUCAAUGUCGACUUAAAAUUAGUGGCAGAAAUGUUAAAAGGAAAACCAGCUAUAGAUGAUACCCAAAUGUUAUCUUUAAGAGAUCAGUUUAGUAAAACUGUACCACUUAAACUGGAUAUAUCCCAAUUACAACAACUGCUUUUAAAAAAUGAUAACAAUCCAAAUUAUGCUGCAUUAAAUGAUGGUCUUGGUGCAUUUGCUAGCCCAUAUUUAGAUAUUUAUAAUUCUGGGCGAUUUCCUUAUCAAGGUGUGAAAUAUUCUCGUAGUCAAGAAGAAGAAGAAAGUAUUAUUCCAAUUGCAGACUCCUCAAAUACUCAUCCAAUUGGUGCUGUUAUAGAACAAAUAGAUGACAUAUCAAGUGACAGCGAAGCAAGUACGUUAUCAGAUAUAACUGCUCAAGACAAUCAGAUGAAUAAUUUUGAAGAUAAGCCAAAAAAAGAAUUUAAUUCAGGCCACAGAAUAGGACAUAGGCAUCCAAAUGCACUUGUUACGGGGCGUCAUUCGUAUCAGAGAAAAUAUCCUAAAUCAGAUAUUAACGAACCAUAUCCUUUAUUAAAGCCCCCUCCUCAGACUAGAAAUAGACGUGGGCGCGGUAAAUAUGACAAAUAUUCACGUAGGCGACGUGUGAACAAGCCAUUAAAUCCACGGUUUAUGAAAUCUGAACCAUUAUUCGAGGCUGGAGCUGAUAUCGAGGAUAAAGAUACUCAGGUAUCAACUGUGUUAAGACCACCUACUCCAAUCGCAGAGGCAAAAGCCGAUGUUGUAAAUAAUGAAGAUGAAGAUGUAUAAUAUUAUUUGAUAAAUUAAUCUAUGCUUUACCUGGGCCUCUAGACAAGUGGCAAGCGAAUUCAUCGAUGGAAUCGACAUCGCUAGCGAAUCCGUGAGAUAGAAUGAGAUAGCAAUGCCGGGUGACUCAUUCCAACUCACGGACUCGCUAGCGAUGUCGAUUCCGUCGACGAAUUCGCUUGCCACUUGUCUAGAGGCCCUGGUAUAUAUCUUUUUUUAUUACAUUUAAUAUAACUUAAUUGUUGUUAUAAAACAACAAUUUUAUCAUCUAAAUACUUGGGAUAGCUGUUUCAAAUACAUAUAUUAUUGUAAGUGUAUAUGUAAUACCAUAAGAAUAAAUAAAUUGGGGUGGAAUAAAUAUUUCUAUAGCGAACUGAAGUAGAUGGAGACAUAUUGCGAGGACCUCAAGAGAGAGAGUUAUUUCUAUCUAGUCUUUAUUCUUAUGAUGUUACAUAAAAAUAUGGCAUUUACCUAUAAAAAAUUUCAAGGAAAUAAAAUUGCAGUCACUGCAAAAUAUACAGUUAACUAAUAGGUUGUGUUUUUGAAAAUUUUCUGUGCGUUUUAUAUAAGUUAAUAUAGUGUUGUAAAUAAUAAUUAUAGUUUUAAGGUACCUGAAUACUUAUUUUAUGUUAUUUACAAAUCUUAAAUGUACGAUUAAGGUGUAAAUAUUUAAUUGUUGGUUGUUUAUUACAUUGUUAUUUUGUGAUAAGUGUCAUUAUUUGAUAUCGGGAUCGAUUCUGAGUCAUGUCUCUAAAUCUGUUUCUACAAAAAAUCUAUUUUUGAAUAUCACAACGUAAUCUUUACUGUGAAGACAAAUAUGAAUUGUAUUUUUUAAUAGAUUUAAUUUAAAAUUAUUAUAAAUCUAGUUAUAUAUGACAGUAAAUAAAACAGUAAUUUUGCGAAAUUAUAAGAAAGACACCUCAGAGUCGGGCCCAUUUUUGUUGUUGAGUGUACCUAUUCUCAGUAACAGUACUUAUCUACCAACCUUACUUUUAGUAAACAAUUUAUUAUUGUUAAUACAUUGUUAUAGUUGCAA
This is a messenger RNA of Galleria mellonella (greater wax moth), 4451 nucleotides long. RefSeq lists its product as uncharacterized. NCBI's taxonomy places the organism in Eukaryota, Metazoa, Arthropoda, Insecta, Lepidoptera, Pyralidae. The transcript has 2 exons. The record is from RefSeq and is a predicted model, not a curated record. Bases 119 to 3418 code for a protein of 1099 amino acids.